UCCCUCCCCCUCAGAAGAAAAAGAAACUCACGAAGGUCUCUUCCCAAAGGUCCAUUGUUAACCCAAUCAGGAAGGAUUCUGCCAGUACUUCUCCUGCCAAGCCUCAGUCGAAAGAUAUGGGGAGUGGGAAAUCCGGUUUUAAUACUGAAAUUCCUGAGGAACAAGUGGCUGUCGAAAAAACGCCUGAGAAAAUUUUGGAGGAAACAGCCCCAGAGGAAGAUGUCCCCACAAGUGACCAUGAUAUGCAAACCGUAGAAGAAUUCGACACUACAGUGGGUGACGCCUCUGAAGAUGAAUCUCCUCCUCAUCCAGGAUUGCAUGUUGCACCUCAGGGUGAUGAUAUUGAAAUGGAGGUUGUAGUCGAAGAUGAUCCUGAAGAUGGAGCUGCCAGAGAUGGGGACAACCAGUCGAAACGAACAGAGGUUGAGCGUAUUUCGACGCGAAACACUCCACCUGCUUCUGACCGGGCCCAAGGGAGUGGCAAAUCAACUGGUUCGACCAGUUUCUCUCGCGAGGAGCUUGAAAAUCUCAAAGUGCAAAGACCUUUGGAGUAUCUGAAAGCCAUGCUUAGCACCCGUUUUAAUUUUCAGGAUUCUUCGCAGAGUAGUUCGACCACUUCUGGGGCAACUUCUGAAGCACCAUCACUUGGCAGCCUCCUGACCAAGAUCAAAACGAAAAUCCUUGAUGUCGAUUUGUUUAAAGUCUUGGAAGAGAAUUCCCUUGCUCAAAUUGGUCUUAAGAAAAUCUUGAAGCAAGUGAAUGUUUUGGAAACUUCUGCUGAGAUUGGAAGUUUCGUGAUGGAGUUGAUGACUCUCAUUGACUUGGCCACUGCAGAUCUCCAUCGUCAAAGGGAUCUUACCGCUCAAAUCUCCUCCAAGUCUGAAACUCAAACUGCUGAAUGGGAUGCCGUUUCGACUUCGACUGACAAAGUUUCAAAAUUGCAAAAGCUCUCUGAAACGUAUGUUGAAGAAGUUGCUGCUUGCAAUGACAAUAUUCAAAAAUGGAAAACACAGAUAGCAGCACUUCAAGAAAAGAUCUCUCAAGAGGAGAAACGUAAGGCAUCCAUUCAGCAACCCAAGCAGAGCGAGAUUGACGAAGAAUUGAGGGUGGGUAUUCGACAUGCAGAGAAAGCCCAUCAACUUAGUCAGGAGAUUGAGACUCUCUCUACUCACAAAAGUCUUUGUGAUCAUCGACUCCAACUCCAGAGGCAGAAGUUCGCCACUUUGAAGGAAACUUUUGCCAAUUUUAAUUUUUAGUCGAAUUUAUUUAGCAACUCUCAGCCCUUUGAGGCUUUCUUUGUAAUAACUUUUGAAUGCCAUUUUUAUUUGGCCCA
Messenger RNA from Lathyrus oleraceus (garden pea), 1333 nucleotides. RefSeq lists its product as uncharacterized. The transcript is spliced from 2 exons. The record is from RefSeq and is a predicted model, not a curated record. The coding region runs from base 117 to 1256 and encodes 379 amino acids. Lineage: Eukaryota; Viridiplantae; Streptophyta; Magnoliopsida; Fabales; Fabaceae.